This is a messenger RNA of Apodemus sylvaticus (European woodmouse), 4178 nucleotides long. RefSeq names its product cytochrome P450 7B1. Lineage: Eukaryota; Metazoa; Chordata; Mammalia; Rodentia; Muridae. The coding region runs from base 130 to 1653 and encodes 507 amino acids. Gene Ontology annotation, biological process: bile acid biosynthetic process; cholesterol homeostasis. The record is from RefSeq and is a predicted model, not a curated record. The transcript is spliced from 6 exons. Gene Ontology annotation, molecular function: iron ion binding; steroid hydroxylase activity; heme binding.
UUGUUAGUUCAGCUUUGGGGCCCUCGGUGACAUUCUGCUCUGUGCUGCGGUCAGGCCAGAGCCUCUGAUCUAGAAGCCAGGGCGCUGUGCAGAAGCCGUCGCUCCCUACAGAGCCGCCAGCGCGUCCCGAUGCAGGGAGCCACGACCUCAGAUGCCGCCUGGCCAGGGCCUCUCGCCCUCCUAGGCCUUCUCUUUGCCGCCACCUUGCUGCUCCCGGCUCUCCUCCUGCUCACCCGGCGCACCAGGCGCCCUCAUGAACCUCCCUUGAUAAAAGGUUGGCUUCCUUAUCUUGGCAUGGGCCUGCAAUUCUGGAAGGAUCCGUUAACUUCCUUGAAAACUCUUCAAAGGCAAUAUGGUGACACUUUCACUGUCUUGCUUGGGGGGAAGUAUAUAACAUUUGUUCUGGACCCUUUCCAGUACCAGUAUGUAAUGAAAAACCCCAAACAAUUAAGCUUUGAUAAGUUCAGCAGACGAUUAUGCGCAAAAGCCUUCUCUGCAAAGAAGCUGCUAAUUGAUGAUGACCUUAAUGACGACCUUCACAAAGGCUAUCUACUUUUACAAGGCAAACCUUUGGAUAAUCUUCUGGAAACCAUGAUCCAAGAAGUAAAAGAAAUAUUUGAGUCCCAGCUACUAAAAACCACAGAUUGGAGUACAGAAAGAAUAUUUGCAUUCUGUAGUUCACUGGUAUUUGAGAUCACAUUUACAACUAUAUAUGGAAAAAUUCUUGCUGGUAACAAGAAACAAAUUAUCAGUGAGCUACGGGAUGAUUUUUUAAAAUUUGAUGACGUUUUCCCAUACUUAAUAUCUGACAUACCUAUUCAGUUUCUAAGAAAUGCAGAAUCUAAACAGAAGAAAAUUAUAAAAUGCCUCACAUCAGAAAAACUAGCUCAGAUACAAGGAUGGUCAGAAGUUGUUCAGGAGAGGCAAGACGUACUGAUAAAAUACUAUAGGCGUGAAGAUUUUGAAAUAGGAGCACAUAAUCUUGGCUUUCUCUGGGCCUCUCAAGCAAACACCAUUCCAGCCAUGUUCUGGGCCAUGUACUAUAUUCUUCGACAUCCAGAAGCUAUGGAAGCCCUGCGUGACGAAAUUGACAGUUUCCUGCAGUCAACAGGUCAAAAGAAAGGACCUGGAAUUUCUGUCCACUUCACCAGAGAACAAUUGGACAGCUUGGUCUGCCUGGAAAGCACUAUUCUUGAGACCCUGAGGCUGUGUUCGCACUCCACCGUCCUCCGGGAAGUGCAAGAGGAUAUGGAUUUCAGCUCAGAGAGUGGGAGCUACUCUCUGCGGAAAGGAGACUUCUUAGCUAUCUUCCCUGCAAUGAUCCACAAUGACCCAGAAGUCUUUACUGCUCCAGAGGAAUUUAGGUUUGAUCGCUUCUUAGAAGAUGGUAAGAGGAAAACAACGUUUUUCAAAGGAGGAAAAAAGCUGAAGAUUUACCUUAUACCAUUUGGACUUGGAACAAGCAAAUGUCCAGGCAGAUAUUUUGCAAUUCUUGAAAUGAAGCUACUACUGGUUAUAUUUUUAACUUAUUUUGAUUUAGAAAUAAUUGACAGGAAGCCUGUAAGACUAAACCGCAGUCGUAUGUUUUUUGGCGUUCAGCAUCCUGCUUCUGACGUCUCAUUUAGGUACAAGGCAAAAUCUUGGAGAAGCUGAAAGUGGGGCAGAGAUUUGCAGAGUAAGGCUGCACGCGCCGGGCUCCAUGAUUUGCUGCACUUACCCAAAUGCAACCACUACCCUUGUUGGUUUGAAAAUAGCAAAUUUAUAUUCGAUUAAUAUCAAUCCAGUUUGUUUUGGGGUCACAAAACCUGUCAUAAAAUAAAGCAUCAUGAUGGUGUAAAAAAAAUGUCAGGACAAUCAUGUCAGGAUAAGGUAAAAUAAUGGUUUCAAGUUUGUGCUUACCAUGAUUUUUAUCAUUUGUAGUGAAUGUGCUUUUCCAGUAAUAAAUUUGUUCUGGGGUGAUUUUUUUUUUUUAGUUAUGGAAAUCCUCUAAUAUGGUUUUAUGUACUGCCGGAAAACUGUGCCAUCCAUGGACAGCCUAACAAUUUCCAGUUUUCUAGAGAAGGGGGAAAUUAUACCCCAUGAGUUACACACUAUGAAAUUGUUCCCUUCAAGUAUAAUAUCAGUAAUGUCUACAUCACCAGGGUGCUUUUGUAGUAAAUGAGUUUUGCAAAAGAUUAAAUGUUCCAGCUUCCCUUCAAUAUUUAAUCAUCCGUAAAUGCUCUUUAUAACUUUGUAUUCUACAUCUCAAUAGAACACAAUUAAUUGUUAUGUAAGACGGCUCAUGUUCAAGUUAGAUAUUGUUAAAUUCUAAUGUAUAGGAAACACAAAGCUUACUUUAAAGUCAGCAGUUACCCUUGACAUUAGUAUGAGGCUUAUUGUGGAGGCAAAUGUUGAAGUUAUAAUAGCACUGCCGGUAGUGUGGGUCUGUAGUAUAAAUGGUGUCAUCUAAUACUUCAAUGAACCCAUUACCAAAUGUUUCCAUAUAAACCGAGAAAUUAACUAGCAUUAUUUAUGCACAGCCUUUUGGACUUGAAGGUUAGUUUUUAUUUUAAACUAUCAAAUUAAACUAUACAAAAUAAUUUGAUAGGUUACCAUACAGUCUGUAUCGAUCAGUAAAAGAUUUCUAUUACCAAUUACCCCAGUGACUGACAUUUGAUAUAAAUGGUGAUACAAAACGCAAACUCACAGGAUAUAUAAUUAAACCAAAUUAAUUUAUGCUGUAUUAAUUUGAAAUUCUAAUUCUUUGGAAAAUUUUAUUAUAAAGGAGAUUUAUUUUAAAACAGCAUUCUAAAAUGCUAUUCAUACUAGGCAAUAUAACACGGUUGAAUUUCUUUUCUCUUUCCUAGACCUUUGGUUCUUUGCAUGUUGUCUGCAUGAACGUCUACCAGCAUGAACUCUGGUUUUGCUUUAAUGAGGUGGUCUUUAUUCUCAAUCUUGUUUCUUUUUUAAAAAAGAAAUUGCAAACUGACCAUUUAUAAUGAUAUAAAUUCACAGAAUGCAAAGGGAAGUUAUGACUCACGAAAAAGAUGUAGAAUGAUUAAACUAGCUCAAAUUAAGGAAUCAAACCACUUUUGUUGUAAUAGCAUUUGGAAUAUAUCCUCUUAGCAACUUUUAAACAUACAAUGCUCUGUGGUUUGCUAUAUAUACAAAGCAACGUACUAAAACCUCUUCCCACAUACAUCUCCAAACGACUGUCUUCAUCCCGGCUAUUUUGCAUCUUUUGGUCACUUCUACAGUUUCCUCGGCCUCUGUAAUCACCUUUCAUUUUGUUCUCUGCUGAGUUGGAUUCUUUUGGAUUUCAUAUAUAUUCUAGUUUGAUUUUCUGUGGCUAUAAAGAUAAGACUAUUGUGACCAAGAGUACCAUGGGGAGAAAAGAAUUUAUUGGGUGUCAUAUUUUCUAAUCACUGAUGGAAAUCAGAGCCAAUACUCAAGGCAGGAAUGAUUCAGGGACCACAGAGAAGUACCACGUACUGGCUUGUUCACUCUCUUUUGCUCAACUUGCUUUCUGAUACAGUCCAGGUCCACAAGCCCAGGCAAUGAUGCUGCCCACGGAAGCUGGACUGUGCCACGUAAUCAUCUGUUAGGACAGUCUCUCACAGUCAUGGCCACAGGCAUCUGAUGAAGGCAACUGUUCCAUUGAGGCUCCCUUUUCUUAGAUACUGUAGGUUCUACCAAGUUAAAAGUAAAAGCCAAUACACAAGGUAUAAUUCAUGAUAUUAGACUAGAUAAGGUUUCACUUCACUUAAUAUUCUUUAAAUCAUUUAUGAUGUAUCUAAUGUCAGAAUUCAUUUUUUAAGACUAAGCAAUAUUGCACUGUGUGUAAAUACAAUGUGGUCUUUAUUGAAAUGCUGGCUCUAACCAACUCACCUCCUCCACACAAGUCUAUGACACCCUUCAUUCUCCAAAAACAAAGCAAAUGUGAUAUAUCCCAUCCUACGAGGCCUCUGGCCUUUUCCCUUCUAAUGGGCUCUGGAGCUGACUUUGAGCCUCUAGCAUCUUAGCUCUAAGGUUUUCUUCUUCUUGGCAUUUCUAAGUUCAAUGAUUGCAUUAUUCAGUUUGAUAAUUCAUUGUUCUUUAUUUCUACCUGGCUAUGUUUUAUAAUAUCUUGUUCCUUUAAUGUACCUUUCACAACCCCUUUACAUCCCUUUAAACUUAUUAAACAUGGUUUGUAUUCUGAA